AAAUGAGAAAAUCAAUCUAACGUCUAUGAAGGAGCGUAGCAGCUAAAGGAUAAAAAAAUCUACCGCGAAAUUUGAAAUUCACGUGGAUAUCCUGCGCAAUAAUGACUGGAACACGUGUAACGUGAAAAGCUAUCUAUAGAAAGAUCCGCCCCGCGUACUAUUUGUCGGGGUUGCGCCCAUCACGAGGGAACGAAGAAGAGCAGUCGCGCGCCGACCGCUGUCACAGUGUGUUCCUCAUGUAUCGCUCCGUUCUGAUUUGUAUAAAUUCGCGGCGCUUAACGCCCUAAGGGGCUGGUUACAGCGCAAGUACAUGAGAAAAGUGCUUGAUAGAAGGAGGAACUCAAGGACUAGUUUUCGAGAUGAACUAUGAAGGGGGCCCUCGGCUGCCUGCUAGCCUCCAUUUUCAUUUUACAAGUAUUUCGACUAAAUCUUUACACUUCGGCGCUUCCUCCUGUUGUCAAAAUUGGUGCAAUCUUCACUCAUGACCAAAAGGACAGCAGCACAGAGCUCGCCUUCAAAUAUGCCGUUUACAAAAUCAACAAAGAGAAAAUUAUUCUACCAAAAACAAAUCUGAUUUACGAUAUUCAGUAUGUACCAAAAGAUGACUCUUUCCAUGCAUCAAAGAAGGCCUACAUCAAUAUACUAUUCUCGAAGCAAGGCUUAAUGAAGUUACGAGAGUUGGUGAAAUCACCAAAGUUUCAAGAACUUGAAGUAUAUAUGAGACAAACUGAUCCUAAUUCGUAUAAGGAUGUCUUGGCUGAUAUCAAAACCAAAGAAAUUCAUAAUUUCAUUAUUGACACUAAGCCAGAACAUAUGCAUCACUUCUUACGAACGAUACUACAACUACAAAUGAACGAUUAUAAAUAUCAUUACCUUUUUACCACUUUUGAUAUUGAAACCUUCGAUCUAGAAGACUUCAAGUACAAUUACGUUAAUAUCACUGCCUUUCGAUUAGUCGACGCGGAUGACGCAGCAGUACGAGGAAUUCUACGCGACAUGGAACGCUUUCAGCCAUCUGGAAAUACAAUCCUCAAUAAAUCACACGUUAUUCAGGCUGAGCCAGCCCUAAUUUAUGACAGUGUCCAAGUAUUUGCAGUUGGACUACGAACAUUGGAGCAAUCUCACGCAUUGAGACCCGCCAAUCUCUCCUGUGAGCUUGAGCACCCGUGGGACGGUGGUUUAUCACUAAUUAACUACAUAAACUCGGUGGAAACGAAAGGCAUUUCUGGUCCUAUUGAGUUUAAGGAGGGUCGUCGAAUCCAAUUCAAGUUAGACUUACUCAAACUGAAACAGCAUUCUCUCGUUAAGGUGGGUGAGUGGAGACCUGACUCAGGUGUGAAUAUAACAGACGUCUCUGCAUUUUUUGAACAAGGAAUAGUAAAUGUCACUUUAACAGUCAUAACAAUUCCAGAAAAGCCAUAUGUAAUGAUGCAUAAGGAAAAAAACUACACGGGUAACAAUCGGUUUUACGGGUUUUGCGUGGAUUUGCUCGAAGCAGUGGCAAAAGGUGUAGGCUUCAAUUACCGUUUGGAGCUUGUUGAAGAUCGCAAAUAUGGCGCGAAAGAUCCAGAGACUGGCGAGUGGAAUGGCAUCGUUAAUGAACUCAUGCGACAUGAACAGCCCUACGUUAUGCUGAGGAACACCGGAAAUUUCAGCGGUAACGAACGGUACGAGGGAUUUUGCAUCGACCUUCUAAGAGAGAUAGCACGAAUGGUUGGCUUUACCUACAAGAUCGAGCUAGUGCCGGAUGGCAAGUACGGUGUUUACGAUUACGAGACUGGCGAGUGGAACGGAAUUGUACGGCAAUUGAUGGAUAAGAAGGCUGAUUUAGCAGUAGGUUCAAUGACUAUAAAUUAUGCAAGAGAGAGUGUAAUCGACUUUACGAAGCCAUUUAUGAACCUCGGAAUCUCCAUACUCUUUAAGGUGCCAACGAGUCAUCCCGCUCGAUUGUUCUCGUUUAUGAAUCCUUUAGCAAUUGAAAUUUGGCUAUACGUUCUCGCUGCUUAUGUCCUGGUCUCUGUAACAAUGUUCGUCGUCGCACGAUUUAGUCCCUACGAGUGGAAUAACCCACAUCCGUGCCAUUCGGGCCCGACGGAAAUCGUCGAGAAUCAAUUCUCCUUGGCAAAUAGUUUUUGGUUCACCAUUGGAACGCUGAUGCAGCAGGGUAGCGAUCUCAAUCCAAAGGCAACAAGUACUCGAAUCGUUGGUGGAGUUUGGUGGUUCUUUACCCUCAUAAUAAUAUCAUCGUACACAGCAAACCUCGCAGCAUUUUUGACUGUCGAGCGGAUGAUAACUCCAAUUGAACAUGCUGAAGACCUUGCUGGCCAAACUGAUAUUACCUAUGGGACUCUCGACAGUGGUAGUACCAUGACAUUUUUUCGAGACUCAAUGAUUGAAACUUACAAAAAAAUGUGGCGGUUCAUGGAAAACAAAAAACCUUCAGUGUUUGUUUCUACCUAUGAAGAAGGAAUCCAGCGAGUGCUACAAGGUGACUACGCGUUUCUGAUGGAAUCUACGAUGCUGGAUUAUAUUGUACAGCGAGACUGUAAUCUCACCCAAAUUGGUGGGCUACUUGAUAGCAAAGGAUAUGGAAUUGCAACCCCGAUGGGUUCACCUUGGCGAGAUAAAAUUUCACUUGCAAUAUUAGAACUUCAGGAGAAGGGUGAAAUUCAGAUGCUAUAUGAUAAGUGGUGGAAAACCCCAGGAGAUACUUGCAUGAGAACUGAGAAAGGAAAAGAGAAUAAAGCGAACGCUCUGGGUAUUUCGAAUAUAGGUGGAAUAUUUGUUGUUUUAUUGUGUGGACUAGCAUUUGCAGUAUUAAUUGCAAUAUUUGAAUUUUGCUACAAUUCAAAACGUAAUUCCAUAUCCGAACGGUCAACAUCAUCAGCACAACCACCUCCCACAUGCUCAGGCUCGCUGCAAGCAAUCCCGCAGAGUAUGCAACAGCAGAAUCAGCAGCAAGAGUCUUUAUGCACCGAAAUGAUGCGUGAAUUAUACCGCGCGCUCCGCUGCCGCUCAUCGUCUCAGAGGCGACGAGCUUGCGAGAAAUGUUCCACUCACGUUGUGGGUUAUCCAUUGGACAAUAUCUCCGCAACUCCUUUUAAUGGGAUGAGAUCUCAGCAAAGCAACCUAGGAGUAGCAAAUGAAUUGCCGCCAUCUCACAUUCACUUGCAUCAUAGUUGAAUCCUUGAUAUACCUAAGAAAGAUAUCAACAAUAAACGAUAAAAUUUAAGUAAAUAAAUCGUAAUUGGAAAUGAAAGCGAUGCCAAAAAAUUUGAUUACUAAUAAUUUAUAAUAAAAUAGACCAAUGAACUUUAUUCGAUUUGAAUAAUUAUAACAUUUCUAAAAAGUAUGAAAUAAGAAAAUGUUAUACUCAGUCGACUCGAAUUGUCUAAUGUAUAAUAAUUAAAAUACAUAUAGUUAGCUAAAUAUAAGGGUCGGGUAUCACCGACAGUGAAAAAAAAAAACAAUGAUUUUAUUUUUAUCUGUUAGACUUAGGUCUAGAUCAUACUUGGUUUUACGUAAUACUGUAUUU
Messenger RNA from Cotesia glomerata, 3535 nucleotides. Its product is annotated as glutamate receptor ionotropic, kainate 1-like. Lineage: Eukaryota; Metazoa; Arthropoda; Insecta; Hymenoptera; Braconidae. Gene Ontology annotation, cellular component: plasma membrane; postsynaptic membrane. The transcript has 20 exons. Gene Ontology annotation, biological process: monoatomic ion transport. Gene Ontology annotation, molecular function: glutamate-gated receptor activity. The coding region runs from base 367 to 3183 and encodes 938 amino acids. The record is from RefSeq and is a predicted model, not a curated record.